Molecule: messenger RNA, 5490 nt
Organism: Cynocephalus volans (Philippine flying lemur)
Lineage: Eukaryota; Metazoa; Chordata; Mammalia; Dermoptera; Cynocephalidae
Gene: LETM1
Product: leucine zipper and EF-hand containing transmembrane protein 1
Exons: 14
Coding region: 258-2474 (738 amino acids)
Biological process (GO): intracellular monoatomic cation homeostasis
Cellular component (GO): mitochondrial inner membrane
Molecular function (GO): calcium ion binding; ribosome binding
Source: RefSeq, a predicted model, not a curated record
GCGGGCCCUCUGCCGGCCGGCGGCGGGCGCCCGAGGGGCCCGAUGGGAGAGGCCGCCCGGCCGACCCGCCCCGCGCCUCCGGACGUCCGUCCUGGGACAUGGCUGCCGCCGGGCCCUUGAGCUGAGCACCCGUCGCCGGGAGCCAGCCGCCGCCGUCAGCCGUCCGCACGGGUCGGGCCUGGGCGUCGCCGGCACGGCAAGCAGCCGCGGCGCGCGGAGGAGGAGGAGGCCGCAGCCGGCGCCGAGCAGCCGGGCACAUGGCGUCCAUCUUACUGAGGAGCUGCCGCGGCCGGGGGCUCGCCCGCCUCCCGCCGCCCCGCGCCGCCGGCCCGAGGGGUAGUCUGGGUGAUCGUGCUUGUCUCAGUUGUACCAGAACCUUGAGGUUGAGAAACCGUGCGAAUGUUGUUUUUGGCUGCUGCACUCCGCUCCACCCUAUGUACCUUCCCUUCAGAGGCAGUCCCCGCAGCUGUUGGACUCCAAGGCCUGAACACUCACACACGGCGGCAAGAGUGCCCUGGACCCCUGGCUCAGCGGGUUUGGUUGUAACAGGACCUCAGUACCUUCCUGUGCGUGGCUGGCACUCAUCGCCCUCCCUUGGUGAGGACUCUGUAGUGGAAAAGUCCCUCAAGUCCCUGAAGGACAAGAACAAGAAGCUAGAGGAAGGUGGCCCCGUGUACAGCCCCCCUGUGGAGGUGGCGGUAAAGAAGUCCAUUGGGCAGAAGGUGCUGGAUGAGCUGAAACACUACUACCAUGGCUUCCGCUUGCUCUGGAUCGACACCAAGAUCGCUGCGCGCAUGCUCUGGCGCAUCCUCAAUGGCCACACCCUGACCCGCCGGGAACGCAGGCAGUUUCUCAGGAUCUGCGCUGACCUUUUCCGCCUGGUCCCAUUCCUCGUCUUCGUGGUGGUGCCGUUCAUGGAGUUCCUGCUGCCCGUGGCUGUGAAGCUCUUCCCCAACAUGUUGCCGUCCACGUUCGAGACCCAGUCCAUCAAGGAGGAAAGGCUGAAGAAGGAGCUGCGGGUCAAGCUGGAGCUGGCCAAGUUCCUCCAGGACACCAUUGAGGAGAUGGCCUUGAAGAACAAGGCAGCCAAGGGCAAUGCCACCAAAGACUUCUCUGCAUUUUUCCAGAAGAUCCGGGAGACCGGGGAAAGGCCCAGCAACGAGGAAAUCAUGCGCUUCUCCAAGUUAUUUGAGGAUGAGUUGACCCUGGAUAACCUCACUCGGCCGCAGCUGGUGGCGCUCUGUAAGCUGCUGGAGCUCCAGUCCAUCGGCACCAACAACUUCCUGCGCUUCCAGCUCACCAUGAAGCUGAGGUCCAUAAAGGCCGACGACAAGCUGAUCGCUGAGGAAGGGGUGGACAGCCUGAAUGUCAAGGAGUUGCAGGCAGCAUGUCGGGCACGAGGCAUGCGGGCCCUGGGUGUCACGGAAGACCGUCUGAGGGGCCAGCUGAGGCAGUGGCUGGACCUGCAUCUGCACCAGGAGAUCCCCACGUCGCUGCUUAUACUGUCCCGAGCCAUGUACCUCCCAGACACCCUCUCACCUGCUGACCAGCUCAAGUCUACACUGCAGACCCUUCCAGAGAUCGUGGCAAAGGAGGCCCAAGUGAAAGCGGCUGCAGUGGAGGGCGAGCAGGUGGACAACAAGGCGAAGCUGGAGGCCACGCUGCAGGAGGAGGCGGCCAUCCAGCAGGAGCACCGCGAGAAAGAGCUGCAGAUGCAUUUGGGGGCCGUGAAGGACAUUGAGCUGGAAAGAACAGAAGUUGCCCCUGGGAGGCCAGUGGCUGAGCUGCAGCCAGAAGUGCCUGAUGCAAUUCUGCCCUCAGAGGCCCUGAAGGACACUGCCCCCGUGCUGGAGGGCCUGAAGGAAGAGGAAAUAACUAAGGAGGAAAUUGACAUCCUCAGCGAUGCCUGUUCUAAGCUGAAGGAGCAGAAGAAAUCCCUCACCAAGGAGAAGGAGGAGCUCGAGCUGCUGAAGGAGGACGUCCAGGACUACAGCCAGGACUUGCAAGAGAUCAAGAAGGAACUGUCAAAGACUGGUGAAGAAAAAUACGUGGAAGAAUCUAAAGCCAGCAAGAGACUGACGAAGAGAGUGCAGCAGAUGAUCGGGCAGAUCGACGGCUUGAUCGCGCAGCUGGAGACGGGUCAGCAGGCUGGCAAGCUGGGCCCAGCCCAGGGCUCACCCGCGGGGGAGAACGUCAUCAGCGUCACCGAGCUCAUCAGCGCCAUGAAGCAAAUCAAGCACAUUCCAGAAAGCAAGCUGGUGAGCUUGGCCUCCGCGCUGGAUGAGAACAAGGACGGCAAGGUCAACCUUGACGACCUUGUCAAGGUGAUAGAGCUGGUGGACAAAGAAGACAUUCACAUCUCCACCAGCCAGGUGGCUGAGAUCGUGGCGAUGCUGGAGAAGGAGGAGAAGGUGGAGGAGAAGGAGAAGGCCAAGGAAAAGGCCGAGAAGGAGGCCGUGGAAGUGAAGAGCUAGGCCGCCAGGUCUCGGGGAUGCCGCAGCCUGCGUGUCUGCCUCCCUCCUGCUGCACGGCCACCUGGGAAUGACCGUGGCAGUGAACCUGCUGAGGUGAUUCUUAGUGGCAAAUCAAAUGUUUUGUCUGGGGUAAAUCAGAAAUUACCAUAACCAAGUAGAUUUAAAUUUUCAUCAUUCCACGGAGAUUUAAUCAGUCUGGAAACCCUGAACCUCUCCAGGGUGUCAUGUCUGGACUCACACCUUGGGUGGCGCUGCAGCCGCCACAGAGGCACACACCGGCCCUCAUAAUUCAGCAUCUGACCGCAGCUCUGCCCCUGGACGAGAGUGAGCCCUGCAUGACUCCCAACGCCUCGCGGAGCUGGCAGUUUGCCUGCAUGUCCCCAGAGCACUGGGACGGGAACUAGAUAAGCACAGAUGCAGCCCUCCCUGGUUCUGAGAAGAUGCUUCAGUCUGUCCCUCUGACUCCUAAAUAUUGGCAUAACAGAUCUGUUCACACACAUUUUCAAAGUCCCAUCUGUGCAAUUAUUAGGACAAAAGUGCCUGUCAUCUUACUGGCCUCUGGAAGUAAUGCUUCUCCCUGACAGGACCACAGGUGUCUCAUGUGGACCCCCAUGGUGUGUCUGUGGGGCUCGCUCUUGAUUUACCUUUGAUUUGCGCCUAAUUCCGUAAUCAAUUGACUAGAACAGAAUUUUCACACACGCUUGUCUGUCUAACUCUUGAGUUAUGUCUAAUGUGAAUUAUGCUGAGAUACUGGCGAAGCCCUGACGGCAAAGUGUUCCGUGCUGGGGCGGCUGAUUCUGCUGCUGUGGUUUAGGUUGCUGGCUCUUUGCUGUAGGCCGGGCAGGGGCCCACAGCCUCGGGACCCCAGGUGUCCUCCUCCAGCAUAGCAGGGCCCAGCUUGCUGUAAAGCAUAGGGUUCUUUUGGCUUCUCAUGUAAAAUUGACAUUGAGCACACAUGGGGGGUGACAGGGGAGACAGGACAGGCCACACCCAUGGCAGCGCUCACCUCUCAGCCCUUAGCGUGGCGUAGGAUCGGGUCCCUCAACACCUUUAGAACAAGCAGACGGUGCCGUGCUCCUGGUCACCAGUGAGGAGGUGGUCAUGUGGUCAACAGUGGAGCGGCAUCCCAUGGGGCUUUCAGAACGGGGCUUGCCCCGUGUCCCUCCAGGUGGAGCUGGGUGGCCUCCAUGGGCUUGGCGUCCAGAGCUCUUCACUGAGCAGCCCCUUGGGGGUUGGCGGAGGCAUCCCGCGCAGCUGUGGGCUGCGCUCGUCCUGCAGUUGGGUCAGUUACCUGCAGAAGGUCCUUUCAGGGAGGCUCCAGACAGGAUAUGGAAGACAGAGGAACAGAGCACACAAGUGGCCAAGGUAGCCGGAGAGAAGCAGCAGCGCUUGGAGAUAGCUUCUCAAUUACUUGAAACUUGGUUUUUUGCUUGACCAUUGAAGAAACUUGACAAAGUAAGAGUAAGAUAUUCUCACAUGUAAACCUUUGUAAAAUAACAGUUGGGUUCUAAAGGCUUUUUAUUUGAAUUAUUUGAGAAGUAUGUUUUAGAUGCUUUACUGAUAUUUAUGAAUUAUCUUACCCUGUGUUAGUAGCCUGGUUUUUAGUUGUCAAAGUACUUGCUUUUUUUUUUUUUUUUAAAGAUGACCGGUAAGGGGAUCUUAACCCUUGACUUGGUGUGGUCAGCACCACGCUCACCCAGUGAGCGAACCGGCCAUCCGUAUAUGGGAUCCGAACCCGGGGCCUUGGUGUUAUCAGCACCGCACUCUCCCAAGUGAGCCACGGGCCGGCCCCAAAGUACUUGCUUUUGAGAACAAGCUUUGUGGUUGCCAAAUGUGUCCCCAUAGAUGACAACUGUUCUUCCUGUUAGCAGCAUUUGGGGCCCAGUCAGUUGUGCCCUGACUGUUGUCCUCAUGCUGGCUGCCUGUGCUGGGUGUUGUCGAUGUCCCCACCCUACUGCUGUCCGUCACUCUGGAUCCUGUGCUCAUAGUUGACGGCAUCGCCUCGAGAGCCGGCCCACCCCGGAAGCUGCUGGGGCUCUCGCGGGUGCCUGUCACAGUUUUGGUUCCAUCUGCUGUGGUCUGGUGGCAGGCUCUCUCCCCUCGUCGUGUGUUCCUUUCUACUGUACUGAACUUUAUGGCAGCUGAAAUUAGUGUCCCGGGGCAGUGUAGGAAAUGGUGGAUCCAGAAACAGUUUUGUGUGAUAAGGUUUUAAAAGGUGAUGUGUUCCAGCUGUCCACGUUUUAUAACUGCCCAGCGCCUCAGCUCGACCUUCGUGGCUUUUCAGGAGCUGGGACAUCUACGCCUGUGGAAAAUGAAACUUGAAUUCCCAGCGGGAAUUCAGCAUUUCUUCUUGCACUCCCCCAAAUGCCCGCUUCUUACAUAGGGAUUUGGGAAAUUGGCAGGUGGCUUCCGGAGUCCUUUUGGAAUAUCAGAGUCUACACAUUUUAGAAAUGAAGGGCACCAUGUAAUUCUUGAAGACAGCCUCCAGGCAGUGGUUCUCACAGUGGGUUCCGGGGCCAGCUCCACCUGAGAGCCCUUGUCCUGGUUCGUAUAUAAACACCUUUUGUAGAAAUAGUAUUUUUAUGAGACCAUCAAAUCCUUGUUUCUGUAACAGCUCAGUAAUAUUUCUGGACCUUUUGACACAUAAGUCAAGAUGGAAAUGGUCUUAGUGUCUGCUUUGUGAGGGCAGCUUGGACUGCGGGCAGGUGUUGGGUGAGCUCUUCCCGUCGGGCAUGCAGUUGUGGGGCUGGGUUCUGGGAGCCUUGCCUUCCCUGAGGGUUCUCCGAAGGCCCAAGCCCUGGUCCCACCUCCUGUCUCGUGGGACCUAUCUGCAGGGUCAGGAGACCUGCAUCCCCUUGUCCUGUGACGGUGCACCCUGCUCAGGGGGCCUGCGCCAUGUCUGAUAUUAUGCCAUGUGCCAGGCUGCCCUGGGGCCCUGUGGCGUUGGCGUGCCGUGUGGUGGUGUGCUAGACACUGUUUGAUGUAGGAGGUGACUAAUAAAGCGCCUUCUCAAUGA